UAUCCUUAAACGUCCAUAACGCUCACCGUCUAUAGUUUUGAUAUUUUUCAAAAUAGCUACUAACAGGAUUUCUUUCGUCCAAUGAACCAAUCAGAGUAUGAACAGCUGACUUUCUUCGUCACCCAUUGAUUCAAUUAUUUGAAAGAACCAAACCAAUGAAUAUGACUCUGCCUUAACCUAAAAUAUAACUGAAAUUGUAAAGACAAAAUAAAAAAAAUACUGUUCAGAAAUAUUGUUAAAUUCUUUAAAAAUAACUUAUUGAGUUAAAAUUAUGGAACGAAAUUUAGAAAUCAUAAACUGGUUGAGGAAAAUGGGUUACGACGGUGAGAUUCCAGAAACUUUGGGAAAUUUGUCUAAUAACUCCACUUCCUUUAUAUGGGACCAAUUAUUAGAGAACGCCAAACCAAGACAACAAGUUGCUGAUAUUCGAAACAAUAUCCUUAUACAUAGGCUUAAUAGUAAACCUUUGGAUAAACAGGGGGACUUUACCUUUCCUGUAAAAGAAAUAGAUUUGUAUUUGAAAAAAUCAUCUCUAGAAGAUAAAUCGAAAACAAAGCAGUUCUUAUUAGAUGAAAAAAAAACGUUGGAUCAUGAUUUGUACCAAAAAAUCAAGUUGAAAUGUAUCACUAUGGAAAAACUGAAGGCAAAAAUUAAAGAAAAUGAAGAACGAGAGUUUUUGUUACAGAAGAAACUCAUGUUGUUGGAAAAGGAUGUCCAACAGGCUGAAGAUAUGCUCAACUUUUUAGGAAAUUUAACUCCGGUUGAGUUGGAUGUUAAGCCAAACACUAUAGAAAUAACACAAACCUUAGAAGAGUGUGCCGAAAAGUUAGAGGAACUUCUCCACAAAUACCCGAUCCCCACAAAGAAGCUAGCGAAUCAUGAAGCCAGCAAGGCGUGUUACUCUUCCCAAAAAUCAACAGCAUAUCCUUCAGUUCUUGAAAAAUACCUCACGCUGACUGAAAAAAAAACAUCGAAACACCUAAUCAGUGCUAGAAAAGUAUUUCCCAGUCACAACAAGGAGAACAUCGCUUUGAACAAAGUCACCAAGUGUCUGUUUGCAGAGGAAGAAGAACCUAAGCGCAAUAAACCCCAAGAGAUCAGAUCCAAUCCUAGAGAGUCUUUGGGGCUCUUGCCUGAUUCCUGUUUCGGUGAUUAUUUCAUGAUGGGAGAUCUAGUGUCUUCAGAGAAUCCAUUCUCGCCAUCUCUUCAAACUUUGCAAAGAGUCGACUUGAACUCUCCGCUUCUGAUGAACCGAACAAGGAAUGAUUUUAAAGGAAAGGAGCAAGAUCUGAAGAAAGAAUUCCUGGAUAGACUGUAUGGAAGCGAGGUUGUUACAGAGAGAUUAUCGGAGUUGAUCCAUAAGAAUAACAGAAGUAUUGUAUGGAAUACAUUUCAGAGUUUGGACGAUAAUCUGCACUUGGAUAUCGGCAAGUAUCUGGUUUUGGAGAGUUCGAAAAAAGCAAACCACAAAGGGAUAGACAGUGAUGACAUUAGCAAGCUGCAAUUCCUCCACGUCCAGACCGAAUUGCAAAUAUUGAAACACAACGCAAUUUCCAAACACCUCGCUCAGAAUAUUGAAAAGAAAAAAGCAAACGUUUACGUCUCCAUAACCUCGAAGGGCUUUUCAGUGGACAAAACAGAGGAUAUCAAAAGGUCAUUUGAACAACACUUUGAAGACGCAAGUUUAGAAGCCACUCUCUCUGCGAUGAAACGUGAAAUAGGGAAUGCCAAAAAUGCAAAAGACAAAAUCGACUUGCAACUUGUGUCGAGAAAAUUGUCGCAAACGAAGGAAAAUAUUGGUUUGAAAAUCAGUUCGAUUCAAGAAUUCAUUGAUCUUAUUGGGGACAUCCUGACGUCGAUCGAUCACACCCGUGAUACUGCGAUUGCCUGCGUCCGCAAACUCAUUCCCUUCAUCGGAGACAUGGAGUGGUCCACCACGUUGAAAGAAAACGUUUGCUCUGGUGAGAUUCGAACUUUCGAAAACUUUCCUCUGGAGUUCAACAGGAGAUGCAUACACACAGAAUCGACCUCUCCUAUUUACUACCGAGACUUGUGUACCGACAAUUUGGCUGCGGAUUUGGAAAUCGAUGAUGGUAACCUCUGUAUGUUGACGGAGAUACUAGAAAGUCCGUUCAGUUUUCCUGAAACAAUCGUACUGAACAUCUUGAGGGCCAAACUGAAGCUGGACGUAUUGAAGUCCACGAAAUAUCCUUCGAAAAGUGCAUCAUUCAAAAGAUAUUCUUUUGAAGAGCUGCAUCAUCAAGAGAGCUACAUAAACUUCGCCCUAGAUAGAUUUAACUCGCUGAUUCACUCAUCGUCUUCAGAAAAAACUCUCUCUUCUGCAGAGGUUGCCAAGAAAGUAAUGGAUUUAUGGCUCGAGAUGCCCUUCAAAGAUUUCAUCCCGUCUACCAGAAUGGUGGAAGAGAAAAACUACACUUUCUAUGAAAAUAAGUUUGAUAGCUUCUACAACAAUUUAUGAUAAGAUUUAAUUUAUUUGGAAAUAAUUGUGAAA
Molecule: messenger RNA, 2512 nt
Organism: Leptinotarsa decemlineata (Colorado potato beetle)
Lineage: Eukaryota; Metazoa; Arthropoda; Insecta; Coleoptera; Chrysomelidae
Source: RefSeq, a predicted model, not a curated record